AUGGCACCUAAGAAGGAGAAGAAGAUAGCUGAGGACAAGCUUAUUCUCAAACGGGUUUUGGCAUCUCGAGAUGUGGUGGAAAGGUUUGUCAGGGAAUACGACCAUGAGCGGGAUGUUGGAGAAAUCGCCGUGCGGCUGGAAACGCUGAACAGAACAAACAAGGAGUUUCUGCUCGUGCAGUCCGAGUUGGAGAAGCUAGAUGAAGAGGAGAAUUUCGAUCAUCAUAUGGCGGUGCGGAAUGAUUUUGAGAACCGUUUUUGCAAGUUGAAAGGUUUCUUGCUGACGAAGCGAGAUCGGGAUCAUCCUCUCAUGCAUUCGACAAGGAUGUCAACAUCGGCACAGCUGCAUAAUACUACUACCUUUCAUCAUCGCUUGCCGAAGAUCGACUUGCCAAAGUUUUGUGGAGACGAAUCGCGAUGGAUAUCGUUCCGAGACAAUUUUCUAUCCAUGAUCCACGGAAACGAUGACAUCCCAACGGUGAAUAAGUUGCAAUAUCUGUUGCAGUCCUUGGAAGGAGAUGCCAGGAAGCCCUUUGAGUGUGUCGACAUACAAGCGGACAACUACGCGUCAACCUGGGACGCCCUCAUGAAGAGGUACGAUAACAAGCGGUUUUUGCGGAAGGAGUUAUUUAGAUGGUUAUUCGAAUUGGCACCGAUGAAGCGGGAAUCAGCACACGAGCUGAAUACGUUAGUCGACGAUUUCCAUCGGCACGUCAAGGCGUUGGAAAAACUUGGAGAACCCAUUAAGCAUUGGGAUACACCACUCACGUUCAUCCUCUGCAACAAGCUCGACUCCUAUACGUUGCGUGCCUGGGAGCAAGAAACUCGAAAGCAGGAAGAAGUCAAGUAUGACGAGCUGAUUGAGUUCCUCACGAAUCAAGUCCGUAUGUUGAAGUCAGUCUCCAGCGAUCUACAGAACCGUUCCCAAGGGUCCCACAUCAAGGUGGCCGGCCCAGUUCCGAAGAAAUCCACUACAGUCAGGUCCGUUGUCAACAAUGCCACCAACGAAGUCAAGCCAAACGUUUCACAAUGUCACGCUUGUUCGCAGAAGCACUUACUAGUUCAGUGUCCGGCGUUUGCCAACCUAAACAUCGGACAACGUCGUGAACUAAUAACCAAGCGAAGUUUAUGUUGGAAUUGCUUCCGUCCAAACCAUCAAGCCAAGGCUUGUAAAUCGAAGUUUUCGUGUAGAACGUGUCACGCCAAACACCACACGUUACUGCACGACCAAGGUACACCCUCCAAACCCACGUCAAUUCCUGUCGGCUCGUCGAAUGCGACUGCUCAACAGUCUUCUCAAUCCACGUCGACGAACGUGGGGACCGCUGGAUCGUCGAAUCCACCCGAAGUAAAUCUCCCCGUCCAAUCAAGUAGAAGCACGGUCCUAUUAGAAACGGUUGUACUAUCCAUCGUCGACAAGCACGGCAAGGAAAUCGCUAUCCGAGCUCUUCUCGAUUCCGCUGCGAUGUCUAAUUUCAUCACCAAGAAGUUGGCAAAUGCUCUAGCCACCCGUCAAGCCGUCGUUGAUGUUGCAGUUGCAGGAAUCGGAGAAUCUACGAAGCAGAUAAAGCGGCAAAUCUCCGCAACGAUCAAAUCUCGAACCAGUCCCUUUUCCACCACACUCGAAUUCCUAAUCAUGAAGAAGCCCACUGCCAAUUUACCCACUAUAGCCAUCAAUUCCGCAUCGUGGAACAUACCAAAGGUUCCAUUAGCCGAUCCCAAUUUCGAUACACCGGGCAUGAUAGACAUCAUAAUUGGCGGAGAAUGUUACCAUGAAAUCCACACCGGCAACCGUAUAUCACUCGGCGAAGGUCUGCCGUUCCUGGUCGACACCCUAUUUGGCUGGACAGUAUCAGGAAAAACUGCCAUUAAUUCCUCCGCCACGCCACCGGUCUGCUACCUAUCAACUGUUGAUCGGUCUCUAGAGAAUGCGCUUCAGAGAUUCUGGGAACUCGAAGCUGUCGAUCAUGGCCCAACGUACUCCACUGAAGAAAAACGAUGCGAAGAAAUCUAUGCCAACACUACCACCCGAACUCACUCCGGAAGGUACGUCGUACGCCUUCCUCGGUCCGAAGAUCCGCAAGUCACCCUCGGUGACUCUCGAGCAAUUGCCACCCGCCGUUUCUACAGCCUCGAGAGACGCCUUGAGAAAAAUUCCGCCUUAAAGCAAACCUACCACGAGUUCAUCGAUGAAUACCUCCGAGUCGGCCACAUGCGCAAGCUUGAUGUUGUUGAUGAUGCUGUUCCACACUGUUACCUACCACACCACCCGGUGUUCAAGGAGAGCAGUACUACCACCAAGGUGCGUGUGGUUUUCGACGCCUCCUGCAAAACGUCCACCGCAGUGUCCCUGAAUGAUACACUCCUCGUCGGUCCAGUUAUACAGCAGCCUCUCGUCAACAUCAUUAUUCGUUUCCGGUUCCACGUGAUCGCUUUCAACGCUGACGUGGAAAAAAUGUAUCGCCAAGUGCUCCACGAUCCCGACGAUCAAUAUUUCCUGCGCAUUCUGUUUCGCCCAACUCCAUCAGAUUCGCUCAACACCUACGAACUUCUGACGAUCACAUACGGCACCGCAGCAGCUCCAUACCUGGCCACCCGCACACUUUUACAGUUGGCUACGGAUGAAGGAGACAACUUCAAGGAAGCCGUUAAAGCAGUCAUCGAGGACUUCUACGUAGACGACCUCCUUUCCGGAGCAGCAAAUCUGGAGGAUGCCAUCGAGAAGCGUCGCCAAAUCACUGAUAUGCUUGCGACCGCUGGGUUUCCGUUGAGAAAGUGGGCCUCCAACGUGCCAGAAGCAUUGACUGGCGUACCAUCCGAAGACUUAGCGAUAAAACCGCUCCACGAUCUGCACGACGAUCAAUCCGUCUCAACAUUAGGCCUUGUUUGGGACACAAGAACGGACAUGCUGCGGUUCAAUGUCGAGAUGCCGCUCCUGCAGCCAUCCUCCCAAAACGUAAAGUGA
This is a messenger RNA of Armigeres subalbatus, 2964 nucleotides long. RefSeq lists its product as uncharacterized. The transcript has a single exon. Lineage: Eukaryota; Metazoa; Arthropoda; Insecta; Diptera; Culicidae. The record is from RefSeq and is a predicted model, not a curated record. Bases 1 to 2964 code for a protein of 987 amino acids.